Molecule: messenger RNA, 337 nt
Organism: Urocitellus parryii (Arctic ground squirrel)
Lineage: Eukaryota; Metazoa; Chordata; Mammalia; Rodentia; Sciuridae
Source: RefSeq, a predicted model, not a curated record
GGGGGGUGCCGAGGACAUGAGGUGGAGGAUGUGGACCUGGAGCUGUUUAAUACAUCUGUGCAGCUGCGGCCCCCAGGCACAGCCCCAGGUCCAGAAACAGCAGCCUUCAUUGAGCGCCUAGAGAUGGAGCAGGCCCAGAAGGCCAAGAACCCCCAGGAGCAGAAGUCCUUUUUUGCCAAAUAUUGGAUGUACAUCAUUCCUGUUGUCCUGUUCCUCAUGAUGUCGGGAGCACCAGACGCCGGGGGCCAGAGUGGCGGUGGGAGUGGGGGUGGCAGCGGGGGUAGUGGCCGGUAAGCAGCACACCCUCUUUACCCAAGGACUUCCUUUACCCAUUCUC